UUCUUUUUUCUUUUUUCUUUUUUUCACUCCAUUUGAUACUGAGUCUCGUCGCUGCGGCGAACCAGACAUGCUACGUUCAAGCGAUGCAUCCAAUGACAACAUCGACUUUGACUUUGAUCUGAUUCCAGACUCCAUGCGACUCGAUGCUUAUGAGGAACAGCGCUCCGUUCCCAUCCCGACCAUCGCGGACAACCGCCGAGCCACCAUCCCUUUGACCUUUGCUCCACUCCAGUGCCCGGUCUGCCUCUGCUUGAUCCAGAAUGCCCACGGCAACAUUGAAUGUCUCCAUCGCUUUUGUGAAGAGUGCAUCACAUCUGCUGUGCGCAUGGGCCCAAAGCAGUGCCCGUCGUGCCGCGGUUCAUUGCCAACUCGGCGGUCGUUGCGUCACGACAGCAAUCUUGAUCAGUUGGUUGCCGCCAUGUAUGGUGAUCACGAGCAAUUCGAAAAGCAGCAAAACGAGUACUCGGCAGAGCAAAUUCGUCGGAAGCAAGCGCAAACGCUCGUCCUCAAGCUUCCACGGCGUGAGAAGCGUGUCGCGCGAGGCGAUCGUCAGUCGUCGGCGGCGUCAUCGGCGUCGUCGCCACGUCAAUGCCCGACCCCUACACCGACGGCUCAACAGAUACCUCGGUCUGUUCCGAGGCCUUUGUCAUUACCGUCGAGUCACCAGCCAUCUGCGGGUGUAGCCGGUAGUCGUGCACAGACCAAGAGCGCAGCUGGUUCCGAAGAUGGAUCGUCGCCCUCAGGUCCCCUGCCGUCACCGAAGGGAAAUGAUAGCCGUGCACCCAGCCAGAGUGUAGGUGGCUUGGCAUACAGACAGUUUGCGUUUCGCUUGUUGCCAGAUCCAAAUGCACUUCCUGGAAGCUUGCCGAUUCUUGCCAUGGACUCGGUGACUACGCCCGGCACGUGCCAGGUGAAUCACAUCCUCGCCUGGCUUGAUCUUAUUGCACGAACCAACGGAGAACUCGACAUGCCGCUUCAACUCGAGCUCCCUGAAGGCUUUUCGAAAACGUCGACAGUUGCUGAAAUAUUCGCUGCCUCUCGCCACCCUCCAUCCGAGCUGCUCGCGCUUUACUACACUCGCAAGGGUGGCUGACUGCUCACAUUGCCACCCCUAACCUCACUUUACACGUUGUACUCAGCCCGAAGCUCUCAGCUCCUCUAAUCCAUCCCAACAAAAUUCCGUCGAGUUUGCACCUCGCCGCCGUGCGGUCUAAAUCAUCAUGUUAACGCGAUAUUUCUGAAUUUGGAUAAUUAUUUGUAUAAUAGAAACUUGUGCGUCC
Capsaspora owczarzaki ATCC 30864 is the source of this 1280-nucleotide messenger RNA. RefSeq lists its product as hypothetical. The transcript has 6 exons. The record is from RefSeq and is a predicted model, not a curated record. Lineage: Eukaryota; Filasterea; Ministeriida; Capsasporidae. The coding region runs from base 68 to 1093 and encodes 341 amino acids.